Molecule: messenger RNA, 2970 nt
Organism: Trypanosoma grayi
Lineage: Eukaryota; Euglenozoa; Kinetoplastea; Trypanosomatida; Trypanosomatidae
Exons: 1
Coding region: 1-2970 (989 amino acids)
Source: RefSeq, a predicted model, not a curated record
AUGCCAACCGUGACCGAGAUUCAGCCGCGCACGUCGGGGUCGACGCGGUACAUCGUGUGCGACGUCCAGGGCCGGCAGUGCCUCGCCCCGGAGUCGCAGCCAACCAAUCUGAGCUUUACAUUUCUUGUCAAGCUGGAUCCGAAGAGCGGGCAGGAGUUUUACGUCAGCGUAAAGACUAAAGCGAAGUCGUGGGACCUCCCUGACGUCGAUGCGGCGGGCGCGGUGACACCUCAGAAAGGUGACAGCGAGAUCAUCUCACACGCCGCCACACUGGAAUGCGCAGGUACAGUCUACGAGCUACUGCAGUCCGACGGCGGUGCACAGUACGUGCCUCAGGGACUGCCGUUUGAGCCCGCGCCAGUUCACUGCUGGCGCCCAUUUUAUGACGCCGCGAAGAAACGCUUCUUGUACGAAAACUGCGCGACCAACGAACGGGUACCGAGACUUCCGCCCAUCCUGGACUACUGCGAUGCUGUACGGCAGCUAUACGACCGUCACGGGAUCGAAGGUGACUACGUUGACGCCCUGCGUUGCCGCUUCGGCGAUGAAAGACGCCUGAUCGAGGAGCUCUCCAUUCAGUACGGUCCUAAGCCUAUCCCAAACCGAGAAGCCUUUGAGGUGGCAGAGUGUUACUUCAAUAAGUAUGACACGUCAAUGUUGAAGGAAAUGGGAAACCUUUUAGAGCAGUGGCGCGGUAACGAAAUUGAAUUCCUUGAAGCACUGCAGAAAGAGUACGGUAAGCGCCCACGGACUACACGCGAGCGCGUCCGUGCCAUUUACGCACAGUACAACCCGGCCAAGAUGUUCCAAUGCGAUGAACAGGUUGAUCAGUACAAGGGACAAGAUGAUGAGCUCCUCACUGCUCUGCAGAGAAAGUUUGGACCAGAGAUGAUCAAAGAAGACGAUCUACUCGAGGAUAUUGCGCAUCGUGUGCGCUGCCAGUUUCUUAGGUACGAUGCCGACCGGGUUGCCACAGUGGAGGAUGUGCUGGCGAAGCACAAGGGUGCUGAAGUGCAGCUUCUUGAGCUUCUUAUCUGCCACUACGGCCCCGAGGUGGACGUGGAGGAGAGGGAAAAACAACUCAAAGCCCCUGAGCCCGCUGUUGGUGGUGCCACAAAUGAAGAGUCGAAUAAAAACAUUAUACAAGGGGAUGUCGACGCGUCGACACUGGUAGCGCUAGUGGCUACAGAGACAGUGGCACAGAGCGAUACUCGAAUCCGCAACACCAAGGAGGAUCACCAAGACGUGCGUGAUGGGGAAUCUUCGAAGAACGGCACAGUCCCACCUGAACUCGCUGCGGAGGAGCAUGAACCGGCAGUACCUGUUACACCCCCAAUGGAACAAGUUUCUAACGCAAGUAACGCCUCAGGGGAAUUAUCGGCUGUGGCUGCGGCCAACAAAAUACCCGAAACAACGACAGAUGGCGACGAUGUUUCUGAGAAGCCCGUUUCUACUUCUACCUUCCCUCAGGAGACGGUAGUAGCAACAGCAACAACAACAGCAGCAGCAGCAGCAGCAACCGAAGUAGUAGUAGUUGUACCAGCAGUAUCAGCACCAGUCUCUGAGUCACAGACGAAAACUUCUCCCUCGCUGCCGUCCCAACCACCCAGUGUGGAGGUUGAGUGGCCCAGUCGUGCGGAGUUGUUGGAGACGGAGCGGAAGCUGCGUGAGGAGGAGUUCCAGCGGCAGCAAGAGCGAAUUGCACUCGAGGAGGAAAGGCUGGCGCGGGAGCUCACGGCACACCGACGAUUUGUUGCACUAGAAACUGAAAGACAUUGGAAGGAGGAAUCGGAGAAGGUCGUGGAGAUUGCGCGGGUUGCUGCACAACAAGCAGUACAGGAGGCUGCACGUCUGCAGCGGCUUCGCGACGAGGAGAACGAAGAUAAGGAACGUCUUGGGGAUGUCGUGCGCCAAGAGGCCGAACGCCACGCCAUCGGAGCUGUAAACAGUGCCAGUGCGGCUCUCGUGGCUCAGUUUGCCCAUAUGAAGACACAACUGGGGGACGCCUUUACCACAGUAGAGGGGUACGCGCAGCGAAACGAAAAGCUUCAGUCAGAUAAAACGCGAUUGUUAAACAAGUUCGCCGAGAUGCAACACCAGUACGACUUGGAGCUCCAGGGAAUGCGGAUACACCUUGACGACAUGCGCGUGCGCAUCGCAACCAUGAAGAAUGAGCACGAUGUCAAAACACUCCACCUUAAAAAACAAGAGGAGAUUACGAUCUUGGGCAUGUCCCGUGAGCUGGAGCGCGAGCGCGACGCUGCCGUUAAGGAGCGGGUGCGCCACGAGGAGACGGAAGCGGCAAUGGAGGUGACCAUCGCCGGUCUGCAGAGGCAGUUGCAGACAGUGCUGGACGAGCGUGAUGCUGCCCAGGCGCGUCUCACUUCGCAUGACGCCGUCCUCAGGGAGCGCACUGCAGAGUUGGAGGGCCUCUACGCGGUGAUGCAGCGGCAGCGAACCGCGCGGAAGGAGGCGGCGAGCCAAACAGAUGUUGAAGAAGGAUAUGAUGUUGGUUCAGAGCCGCACCCUGCUUUGAAGACAGCCAACGCACUGUGUAACGUAGUAUCUUCUUCCGAGCACCACUGUCAGUGCGUGGGCCUCACUGAAGAGGUGCUGCAGCUCCAGCGAGUCUGUGAGGAGAGCCAGCAGUAUGUGGCGGAUCUCUGUGCCGAGAAGGAGCGACUUACGUCUGAGUGUGAGCGAGCUCGUUGCGUUAUUGGAGUGCUGCAGCGUAAGGUGGAGACGCUAGAGACUACUGUGGAGAGGCUUGAGUUGCGGCAGCUGGCCGUGCCUGAUAUUCCAGUGUGUGCGGGUGAGAAGGAUAUCGUCCUGCUGAACCUCAAGGAGGACUUGAAUAAAACAAACAGUAGCCUGAUCGAAGCAAAAACAGAGUCUACGAUGCUAAAGCGCGAAAUACGGGAGUUGCGAAGCUUGCUUGCCAUUUAUAUGUCCAACGCGAGGAAGCCAUGA